AUGUUUAUUCAUCUGAAGAGUUAUGGCGCUGCAGUCCAGGCUGGAGAUACUCUUUCCUUGGGUUCCUCACUUGCUGGAAAUCAAACAUUAAAUUCAAAGAAUGGCACAUUUGAAUUUGGAUUCUUCAGCCCAAAUGGGGGCAAUAACUGGUAUAGUGGAAUUUGGUAUGCCAAUAUAGCAGAGAAGACGACUGUUUGGGUGGCUAACAGGGAGAAUCCCGCGAGAAACAAGUCUGGCAUUUUGAAGCUGUCAAGACAAGGUAAACUGAGAUUGUUUGAUGCAGAGGGCGCGUCUAUUUGGUCAGUCAGCAAUAGCAUAUCCAGAAAGGCAUGUCGGGCUGUGCUAUUAGAUUCUGAUAAUUUCUUAAUGCUGAGCGAUGAUAAUGAACAAGAAACUGUGUGGCAGAGUUUCGACAAUCCUGUAGAUACCUUGUUGCCCGGGAUGAGAUUUGGUGGACAGCAAAAGCUAGUCUCUAGGAAAAAUUCAUUGGAUCCCGCUCCCGGGCUUUUCUCCUUUCACAUGGAUCCAUCAGGGGCCAAACAAUUGGUUCUAACAUGGAACAAUUCUGUGCAGUAUUGGAAAAGCCGAACUUGA
Molecule: messenger RNA, 594 nt
Organism: Cryptomeria japonica (Japanese cedar)
Lineage: Eukaryota; Viridiplantae; Streptophyta; Pinopsida; Cupressales; Cupressaceae
Product: G-type lectin S-receptor-like serine/threonine-protein kinase At4g03230
Exons: 1
Coding region: 1-594 (197 amino acids)
Source: RefSeq, a predicted model, not a curated record